This is a messenger RNA of Funneliformis mosseae, 720 nucleotides long. The record is from the annotation of a GenBank genome assembly. Lineage: Eukaryota; Fungi; Glomeromycota; Glomeromycetes; Glomerales; Glomeraceae.
AUGAGGAAAAAUUAUUGCGUAGUUUGUAAAAAUCCAGAAGUUUUGACAAAUAAAAAAACUGGGGAAGAAUUAAAAUAUUGUUCAAAAAAAUGUAGAAAAGUUUCCGUCAAAAACGGGUUAUUAGAAGCAUGUAUUAACUGUGGAAUUUACCCUAAAUUAUUAGAAUAUGACGAUUUACUCGAAUAUUGUGACGAUGAUUGUAAAUUAGAAUUGAACAAAACAAAACCAACUACUACUCAAAAGAAAUCGAAUGAUCGAAGAAAACAAGAUAGCGGUUACGGUGAAGAUGAUGAUUUACCUCCAACUUAUUACCCACCCUAUGGUUUAAAUAAAUCACCUGAUUAUACUUAUUAUCAUAAUGACUUUGAAAAUGAAAAGCAAAAUCAGACAAAUCAUUCAUUAUCGUCUUCAUACUCAAGUCAUUACAAAGCUACUUCUACUUCAUCUUACGCGAACGAAUCUUACUCGGCUGUUCCGGCUGUUGCGCCUACUCCACAAAUCAUUUACGUUCAUGCUCCACCACCUCCUCCACAAAUAAUUCACAUUCAUCACAAUCACAUUCCGCCUCAACCUAAUGUCUAUCCGAAUCACGUUAUUCAACCUCAUAAUAAUCAGAAUGGAAAAAAUUCCACCAUGAAUACAGUGGCUAAAAUUGGCGGUAAAAUUGCAUUGAGUGUUAUUACGGGUGGUAUUUCUGAUAUUAUUACUGGACAAUUCUAA